GAGUGGGAUGAAGAACUGAACAUACUGAAGGGGAAAAUAGAGGGGACGCUAAUCCUACAAAAUAUGGAGUCUUGCCCGAUGUACAUGUGUGUGUUUUACAAUACAUUGAUGUAGCCAGCCAAUAUUUUAUAUUUAUUUGAACAAUUUUUGUGUGUGACAUCCGCAAUGAUGAGGGUCGGGGUUUUGAGCAGGACCGCAGCGAUAGUUCUCUGUCUUUUGGGAUGCAAUGUGUGGAAAGCGGUAACCAAAACCCUGCAAGAUGACAACGCUCUAAAAGAGGUGACUCUGAAGGUUCACCUGAGUGAUGCCAGCACCCACCAGCCCCUGGGCGGAGCCACCAUCGAGCUCUUCGCAAACCACACCCCUGUAACCACAGAGACCUCUGCUGCCGACGGCAAUGCCUACCUGCGUUUUCCCUACCGUCUUGGAACCCUGUUGGUUGUCACAGCAACCAGACAGGGCUACGUGCCAAAUUCCGCCCCCUGGAGACCCACCAGACUGCCCGUGUUUUCCUCUCUCAGUCUGGAGCUGCUACCAGAGAGAGCUGCCACUCUGAUGGUGUAUGAAGACCUGAUACACAUUAACUCUGGAUCCCAAGGAUCGAGGGGUCAGUCCUGGGUUCAGUUCCAGCGUCGAGCCCUGAGCCUCCCUCCCAACUCGUCCUACAGCAACCUCACUGCCCUGCUGACUGUGGCCAACAACCCCAGCCACAUCCAGCACUUCCCAUACCUGCAGGGCCUGGGGGGCAACGGAACAGGAAGUGAGCGUAGGUUUGAGCUGACUCCAGUGGCGGCCAUCUCUGUCCACCUAUUGGCCAGCGAAGGGGUGGAGCUCCAGGUGAACGGCCCAAUCAGCAUCUCCGUCCCUCUACCUGCCAAUAGCGGCCUGAAGGAGAACCAACACAUCCCAGCCUGGAGGUUCGACCCCAGUCUAGACAGCAGAGCUCUAAACCCUGUCAAUCAGACAGCAGAGCUCUACACCCUGCCAAUCAGACAGCAGAGCUCUAAACCCUGUCAAUCAGACAGCAGAGCUCUACACCCUGCCAAUCAGACAGCAGAGCUCUACACCCUGCCAAUCAGACAGCAGAGCUCUACACCCUGCCAAUCAGACAGCAGAGCUCUACACCCUGCCAAUCAGACAGCAGAGCUCUACACCCUGCCAAUCAGACAGCAGAGCUCUAAACCCUGUCAAUCAGACAGCAGAGCUCUACACCCUGCCAAUCAGACAGCAGAGCUCUACACCCUGCCAAUCAGACAGCAGAGCUCUACACCCUGCCAAUCAGACAGCAGAGCUCUACACCCUGCCAAUCAGACAGCAGAGCUCUACACCCUGUCAAUCAGACAGCAGAGCUCUAAACCCUGUCAAUCAGACAGCAGAGCUCUACACCCUGCCAAUCAGACAGCAGAGCUCUAA
This is a messenger RNA of Salvelinus namaycush (lake trout), 1413 nucleotides long. Its product is annotated as protein FAM171A1-like. The record is from RefSeq and is a predicted model, not a curated record. Gene Ontology annotation, cellular component: plasma membrane. The coding region runs from base 166 to 1413 and encodes 415 amino acids. The transcript has 6 exons. Lineage: Eukaryota; Metazoa; Chordata; Actinopteri; Salmoniformes; Salmonidae. Gene Ontology annotation, biological process: regulation of cell shape; stress fiber assembly.